AUGGAAAAGAUGGCUUCGAAGAAGUACAACAAAAUCGCCGAUCGAGAGGCAAAAUGGAUGAGAAACCGCGAUAAAUUCAAGGAUCUUUGCAAGCGUAUGCUGGGCAUCAAGGCAGCUGAAGUAGAUUACUACUCUUUCCUUGAUCUGACGUUGCUUCACGAGAUGACUCAUUGUAUUAAGAGUAAAAAGGUUGGAGGAGAAUAUGAGGAACAGCGUACCUGGGACGAAGGACCUAACAACGGAUACGAAUGGGUAAAUAUCUUUGAAUUAUCCACAACUACCGGCUACCAGAACGCUGAUUCUUACGGCUACUUCGCACUCGGUGCCUGGAUGUUGAAAAACAAACAGACAAGAAUUGAUAACAAAGGAUGUCUGGUAGAAAUUGACAAAUAUCACUACGGUGAUAAGGCAGUGACUGUUGAUGGAAAUUGGGCUGCGCCCGCCGAGAAGAGAAAUUUGCCCGGCUAUGCAAGCUAUGAGUAUUUUCAUAAAGCAAGGCACAGUUUCAACCCUCUCGAUAUGCGCGCCAUUACCACUAGCACCACUACCAAGGCGCAAAGCUCAAUUUCUUCCUCAAAAUCAGCCACGACUAGUAGUAGCUCUACGAAUUCGAGCUCCGUUUCUUCGACCCAGAGCGCCAAGAGCAGUACAUCAUCAGGCUCUGUAUCGAUUUCGGGUGCAUCAAAAAGCUCAUCGGCACUAUCGAGCUCCGAUUCCAAAAAAAGCAGUACGACUGUUUCGAACUCUGGAAGCCAGAGUGGAAAGUCUUCCAGCGUUUCCACGAGCUCUGUGGCAGGCUCUAGUAAGCCGGCGAGCUCAUCUACUGUCUCCAAAUCGGAGUCCAAAUCCACAAUCAGCUCUACAAAUAAUCCAAGCUCUGGAAGCCAGAGUGGAAAGUCUUCCAGCGUUUCCACAAGCUCUGUAGCAGGUUCGAGUAAAUCGGUAAGCUCAUCUGCAGUGUCGGAAUCUGAGUCCAAAUCAACAUCACUAUCCUCCAAGACAUCGACCUCCGAGACAAGAAGCGGAAGUUCUCAAAGUUCAAAGGCAAGCACUUCGGGGAGCUCUUCGGGUAUUGCUACAAACUCGGUAUCAGGUUCUACUAAGCCGUCGAGCUCUUCUGCGCCGUCAGCCUCCCAAUCAAACCCAACUACUUCUGCUGCCCCCAGUUCUGCCGUCUCAAGCAGUGUGAAACAGACAGGGAGCACUCAGAGUUCAAGUGUUAACAGUGCAGCAAGCUCUUCCGGCGUCUCCGCUAGCUCAUCAAAGCCAGCAUCAGGAUCCAUCACUUCUAGUAGCAGUACCAGUUCGACUCAAUUCCUUCCUGCAACAUUCUUCUCUGCUACACCUACAGUUACUCCGGAAGAAAAGGAUCUUCUAUGCUCAGCGUCGAAAUCCUGUGAUAAGCCUACCCCCACAUGGCUAGAAAAGAUUGAAUCCGCACCAUCGACGUUCUUCAUCGACAAGAUUACGGACCUCAGUGCGGUCCCUACCCAGAAGGUGAAGAAGGAGGAGGACGAUGACGAUGAUACAGCCGUCAUUUUCGCCAAACUCGAGCUCCCAAAAGACGUAUGCAAUCCGCUACCAAAGCCUAAAUCAGGAGGUUUUUUAGGUAUCGUGGCCAAUAUCGCGAAUUCGCUCGUUGAUACAGUAGUGGAUGCCACAUGCCAUAUGGAGUUUCCUAUCAUAAGUGGCAACUUACCUGAAUGGGUGGACAUGACCAAGUUCCCUGGCUUAAAAGGUUAUACAGUGCCGAGUAGCAAGCCAACCGAACCUACAGAAUCGAACAAGGAAACGAGCAAAACUUCGAGCAAAACAUCUAGCGAGAAAGAGUCAAGCAAAACAUCGAGCAAGACAUCAAGUCAGACAUCUAGCAAGGCUUCGAGCUCUUCUAGCUCCUGCUCAGCAUCUCAGGUCACCCAAUGCAAGGGGACAGCAAUCGUCUCGGGCAGUAGCACCAGUAGCUUUGUAACGGACUGCUCAACCAUUACAUCUUGCUCAGGUACAGGAAGUACUUCCAUGACAAGUACCACCGAAACGCCAAAAGGCACCGACUACCCGCAUCCCGAGCCUGAAGCUGAUUGGAUUGAACACCAAGAGUGUUUCCAGAGCUUGAUGGAGAACGCCGACAGCGAUGUGAAUGACAGUGCCCUUGGUUCAUGCCUGGGUACCUCCAUCGCACCUGUGACUAGUAGUGCCAACCCAUCCUCAGGCAGCUCCUCUGCAAGUUCAAGCAAACCCCAGUCGACAAGUGCAAAAACAACGGAAGCAAGUAGCAAAACGGCGAGCAGCACCCGCGCAUCAUCCUCAGGCAGUGCGUCCGCCACCUCAACCAAAGCUGAAUCGACAAGUUCAAAGAGUUCUGGGGCAACUAGCAAAUCACCGAGCAGCGCCGUGUCGUCAGCCACCUCGAGCACAUUCUCGGUUUCCGCAAACGCGACCUUGACUGUCAGAAGUUCAGCAAAGCCAACAAACAUUCAAAAUUGUGGCUCUGAUGCAGACUGCGGGACUGCAUGCUGCGGAUUCAACACUGGAAUGUGUACUACACCCCUUGACGCAGCUAAGAGCGAUGGUGGUUGUGGCUUCGGCAACCCGGAGCCCAACAACGGCAGUCACGGAAACUUGAAAGAUCUUUGUACUGCUGAUGCAGCCUGUAAAUCUGGCUGCUGUGGGUUCGAAUCUGGACAGUGUCUUGAACCAGAUGACGCUGUCAAAAAUGAUGGAGGGUGCGGGUUUGGUGAAGCUCAACCUAACGAUGGACCUAUUGUUUAG
This is a messenger RNA of Periconia digitata, 2769 nucleotides long. Lineage: Eukaryota; Fungi; Ascomycota; Dothideomycetes; Pleosporales; Periconiaceae. The record is from the annotation of a GenBank genome assembly.